Molecule: messenger RNA, 4735 nt
Organism: Xyrauchen texanus (razorback sucker)
Lineage: Eukaryota; Metazoa; Chordata; Actinopteri; Cypriniformes; Catostomidae
Product: ankycorbin-like
Exons: 18
Coding region: 286-3339 (1017 amino acids)
Molecular function (GO): actin binding
Source: RefSeq, a predicted model, not a curated record
CUGCCCAGGGAACAAUCAGGCAGCGCGAGCGAGAGUGCCACUUGAAUGGAUUUUUGUCGGUGAAUAACUUUGCUGCUGGUUUCUCCACAUUGGCCCUCCGCUCGCUUUUCUGCCGGCUAGUUCUAAUAUUUGAGAGAUUAGCUAUACUAAGUGGUAUAAGAAGCACUCAACACCAGUACACUACUCGGUAAAGUCUGUUAGCAGCAAACCCCUGAGGUCGGUUUGUGCGGCUUAACUUUUGCAAAGUGGACGUCCUGGGAUCUUUUGGAAUCUUAAUGGACUAAUAUGAAGAGCCUGAAGGCAAAGUUUCGGAAGAGUGAUGCCCAUGAAUGGAACAAGAAUGACGAGCGUCUCCUCAGUGCAGUGGAGCAUGGGGAGGCAGACAAAGUCACGUCCCUCAUCUCAAAGAAAGGAGCCAAUCCCACCAAGCUUGACAGCGAGGGAAAGUCUGCUCUACAUGUAGCAGCCACUCGAGGUCAGGUGGAGUGCCUUGCAGUCAUCCUGGCUUAUGGGGCCGAUGUUUCUCAACAGGAUGCUUCAGGGUUUACUGCUUUACACCUUGCUGCCAAAAACAACCAUACUGAGUGUGCCAAAAAGUUGAUACAGAGUAAGUGUGUGGUGGAUGCUGUGGACAUCUCGGGAAGGACAGCUCUUCAUCACGCAGCUGCCAAUGGAAACACUGUGAUAGUCCUACUUCUCUGCAAGCACAAGUGUCAAGUCAAUCUUAAGGACUUGGAUGGCUCAACGGCACUUCUUUUGUCUGCCAGACAUGCACAUGCAGAAGUCUGCCAGAGUUUGAUGGAUUGGGGCGCUGACGUCAACGCUAGUGACAAAAACGGCAGAACUGCAGUGAUGCUAGCCAGUGAGAGCAGCUCUUUUGCUGCUGUAGAGCUGCUUGUGCAGAGGGGAGCUGACCUGCACUUGGUGGACUCGCUGGGCCAUGACGUUCUGCAUUAUGCCAAACUUUCAGGAAGCAGUGAAAUCCAAACCAUUCUCAAUGCAGCUCUCCACACUCAGCAGUCUGAAUCCGAUAAGAGUCUUGCAAGAACCCCUCAGGUAAGCAAGCAUGGUCAAAUGGCUAAGCUAAAUGAUGACAGAAGCUCCACCCCCAAAAAGAGAAAAGCUCCUCCUCCUCCUCCCAUUAGCCCAAUCCAGUCAGCUGGUUUUGCCUCACCACCUUAUUUGACUCCAUCUGAAACUCCUUUGUCAAGUAAAAGUGAUUCAUCUAAGAGAUUCAGUUACAAGGAGGAGGAGGAGGAGGAGCUGAAGAGUGCUGCACUAAAGGAGGAGAUAGAAAAAUUGCAUGAGGAAAAGAUCAUACCGCUCAAGACCAUUGAAGAUCUGAAGCAGAUUGUGGAGCAGACUGAGCCCAAGGCGAAGCACUGUGGGAAUGCAGAUUCAGUGCUGAUUGCAGCCCUGCAAGCAAAAAUAAAUAGUCUCUCCCUGGAAAACCAGCAGCUCGCCCAAAUAAUAAAGAAACGUCCAGCUCCCCAAGGAGAGGAAGGCCAGGGCGGAUCCCGUCCAAACAGCAUUGAAUCUAAUGCCUCAUACCACUCCACUCGUGCAGAUUUUGAGCUCUCCAGUGACAUACACAUCCACACUAGUGACAAAGAGGAUCUCUCAGAGUUGUCUGCUCUCAUUGGCUCCUCUCAUAAACAUGAGAUGGAGGAAGAAGACAUAAAGGUAUGUUCAGAUGAAGAAGUCGGGCUGUUACGGGAUGCACUAGAGAAUUUACAGGCCAAACUGCUACAGUCUAGAAGGGAGAAUCGCUCCCUUCAGGCCAGACUCAACACUGACUCUAAAAUGGAGAAGUUUAGGGAUGAAGUUAUGUCUAAAAGCAUGGGCGAACUACAAGAUACCCCAAAAUACCAAGAAGCUUUACAAGAGUUUCAGGCUCUCAAGUACGUGAGGGGAGAUUUAAGUAGAGAAGACGACGAUGUGGUGCAGAAGUUUCAGUAUUUGAAGGGCUGUCUAGAGCAAGAGGUAAAAGAACUAAAGGGAAAGUUGGCCAAAUCACAGGAGGAACAAAAGCGGGAUGCUUGUUUGAUAAGGGAUCUUCAGGCUCAAAUCCAGAGUGGUAAUGUAUCCGAGAAUGAGCAUCAAGACUUGAAGAACACCUACAAUGCAUUGGUGGAGAAUAUUAACCAGGAGAAGACGCUGUUAAUCGAGAAGUACAAGGAGUCUCAAGAGGAGAUCAAGAUGCUUCACGAGGCCCUCCGCAGCGCUGUGCCUGUUGAGGCUGCUGCCAAAGACUUUGAGGAGAUGAAGGCAGAGCUCGGUGAGAUUAUUGAUGGGCUGCAGAGGCGGCUUUUGGAGCUCUCGAAAUCAUACAGCGAAGCCAAAAGCGAGCUUAGCACUGCCCGCAACCAGCUGCAGGCCAAAGCUUCAGAGCCUGAGGACAAGCCAGACGUGGUGUGUGUCGCCAAAGAGGAGCACGAGCAGAAAAUUCAAGAGCUGGCUUUCAAGAUGAAGGACGUUCAGAACAUUCUGAAGGACACAGAGGCCAAGCAUCAAGCAGCGCUUAGAGAAAUUGCCCAGCUCCAUCUAGAUGCAGAGAACCAGGCCCUGACUUCUGUAGCCAUUGCAGACCACACCCAGGUCGUGGCUUCCUUGGGGAAUGCCAUCAAGAACCUGGAGGCUGAAGUUGAAAUUCUUCAACAGCAGCUGGCCCAGAAGACUUUGCAGGUGGAUGGUUUGCAGAAUAGACUGACAGUUGAGAAAGAUGUAACUCCGGAUGAUUUGUUAUCCAGACUGGAAUAUGAGCAAAUGAGAGAGACACUGGAGGGUGAGAUAAGUCACUUAAAUGACCUGCUAAAGGAUGCUCUUAGAAAACAGGAUGAGAUGGCACUGGAGGUGACGGCUGCAUGGCAGGAAUUGAAAGACAGCAGAAAAGAAAAAGAAGCUGCACAGGAGCUUGCUUUAUGUAGGGAACAGGAAUGUAGUGCGGUAAACACAAGGUUCAGAGGGUCCCAGGAUGUCAUUGUUCAGUUAAAGAAGCAGUUGGAGAACCAUGUGAACUCCGAGAGAGAGAAAAAUAAAAAGAUUGAUGAGCUGUCAAAGGAGGUUAUCAAGUUGAAGGAUGCUCUGAACAGCCUUUCGCAGCUGUCAUACACCACCAGCACCCCUAAGAGACAACAGAGCCAGCAGGUGGAUUCACUUCAACAGCAGAUUAAACAACUGCAAUAUCAACUUGCUGAGUCCAAGAAAUGUCACCAUGAAAUUGUCUCUGUUUACCGAAUGCAUCUUCUCUAUGCUGUGCAGGGCCAGAUGGAUGAAGAUGUGCAAAAGGCUUUGAAACAGAUACUAGUAAUGUGCAAAAUGCCAACUGAGGCCAAGUGAUGAAGCUGACACUGUAGUUGUUCGUGAACUGCCAAAAAACGGUGAUCUAAGACAAUGUAUCCGAGGACUCAAGUCCAUGAUUCAUCAAUCAACACUACACAUUUAAUCAUGCUGGGUAAUUGAAAUUGCCUUUGGCCGUCCCCACAUAUUGUGGAGAAAAAUAGCGAAGGAAGCAAUCGAUCCUGCUAAGUGUGCACAAAAUCUCCUAGGUCAUACUGUACCAGACACAGAAAUAGAACCUACAGAACAGAUAUUUUUAAAUUUAUUCUUAAAAGCAUUUCUAUUUUUGUCAACAACAAACAAAUUUGAUCAGUAUUUGAUCUUGUUACAAUGUAAUCUGAAUUAAUUUUAGUUUCCAUUGAAGUAGACUACCUGUCAGUAUCAGUUAAAGCACAAUGCACAUUUUAGCAGAGUGCGCUGGCCUGCAAAGCAGUUCAACGGUACUCACCUAUGACAACCGAGUUUUCUUUCAAAUGAAGUUGUAGUUUGUGUAUUUUCUAAAAUUGCAACCUGUUGUAGUAACAGCAUGCUGUGAAAAUUGAAGUGGUUCAAUGUUUGUUCUAAGGCAUUGUGAACUUUUUGAAUGAUCUACUAUUUCAGGGUAUGUGCUUUGACAAAAUGCCCAUGCGCCAAAUGCACUUUCCUUAGAGAAUAGUCGGUCUUCCUUUAAAGCCAGCAUUUACCUGCCAUAUCCAGGACACCUAAUGUGUUAUGCCCAUGUGCCUCUGCUAAUUUCUAAGGCCCAUGGUAAUGUUUUGGAGUAUAAAGCAUUUAAAGCUGCACUAUAUUUCUUUGCAUUAUGCUUGUUUGCUUGGUUAUACCAGGUUGCUGCACUGUAGUAAAAUAUAUUAGUUGUAGAUUUGUAUUUGUCUGGACAUCCUAAACCUGUAGUCUUUUUGAAGUCUUAGCAUGUUAAACAAUUACUUUAGUUAGUGAUAUACUAAAGAUGGGUGGCAUACAACACAGUGAGGGGUGAGGUUUACCCCAAGCACUUCAGUGUAUGAAGGGUCCAUUACCUAGAAAUGACAUCUUUAGGUGCCAUCUUUUGUUAAUCAGAUUUUGUUUGAUAGUUAACUCUCCAGACAACCUGCUAGUUAUUUUCUCGAGUGCCAAUUUAUUACCAAACUUCACUGAGUACAUACAAAAAUACAAUAUCUAUAGAUCAGAUAGCAAAUAUGACUGUUGUAUGAGAUGAUAGAUGCAAAGAUUGCCAUCACCUGUUAAGUAAAAUAAUCUCCUUGAAUAGUUUCCAUCCAUCUCAAGCCCUUAUGAGUGUCAUUUUCACAAUCAGUUCAUAGUUGAGUUGUUUUUGUUUGUUUUCUUAUGCAUUUGUAUUGUGAGUCAGAGAACAAGUUGUUGGCCAAGUAUGUUUGCUUAGUAAUUAAACUUGUUAUGA